AUGAGGUACUUCUUCUGCUUCUUAUUCUCUUCAUGUCUCGCGCAGGCUGCGAGCAUGGUCUUUACAGGCUUCAACUAUGGCGCCUUCUGGAGCCUGGAAGCCAACAUCAAGAAGAAGGCAGACUUUCUUGAUGGCUUCAACUUAGCAAGAAAUCUUACCACCGACAUACCCUUCGAUAGUGCGCGCCUGUUCACUUGCAAAGCAGCCGGCACUCUCAACGAGCCUACUGAAGCUUUCGAUGCAGCAGUCGACUCCAAGACCAACCUGCUCUUAGGAUUCUGGAUCACGCCAGGACAGAAAGGCGGCUCGCCGGACGAGAAAGUCAAGAAUGAAAUGGCUGCACUCGAAAAAGGAUUCAAGAAACAUGGCCAAGCCCUUUCAGAUCUAGUUAUUGGACUCUCUAUCGGCAGUGAAGACAUAUACCGUGCCGAGGAGGCCGGCGAGAUAGGUGUCACUGCGGCAGUUGUCGGACAAACAAUCGCUCAAGUCAAGAAAGACAUCGCUGCCUCGCCAUUUGCUCAGUACAUGAAGGACAAGCCGAUUGGUCACGUUGAUACAGCCAAGUAUGCAGUGGUGGACAACGCUGACUUCAUUGGCAUGACUGUAUAUCCAUAUUGGAAUAAAGACAGCAUCGAAUCAGCAAGCACAAGCUUCCAAGGUUCUCUCGAGCAAGUCAAGCAGCACGCAGGUAACCGACCUGUAUGGAUCGCUGAGAUGGGCUGGCCCUCUACUGAUACCGAAUUACACGGCGCUGCAGUUGCGGGUGUGAACGAAGCACAGAAGUUUUGGAGCGAAGCCGGCUGUGCUGUGUUUGGUAAAUACACUACAUUCUACUUUGAGUUACUCAAAGAUACAACACCAGAACAGAAAGCCGAUUGGAGUAUCAUUGAUACCAACACUCGACAGCAAAGGAUUAGGAACUUGAGCUGUGGCAAUCCACAGGCCAAGUCCCCUACUGGCGCACCAGCUAUCUCGCAAGCAUCAUCUCAAUCUGUUGGGUCGACCCCCCCAAGCAUACCUGUUUCUGGCUCACCAGUCACUCCAAGCGCGCCAGCGGUGAUACUGUCGUCUGAAUCUCCGUCGACCGGAUCAACACAAUUCCAAGUGGCGAUAGGUUCCAAAACGGUCACCGUCAAUACCACGUCAACAACCAUUGUCUUUGCAGAGACUACAACAACAGCCGUUCCGAGAGACGUGCCCCUAGAUGUCGAAUGGUGCAUCACAGUCGUCGACAUGGACCGAAACAGCAAACCUAUCACUAUCGCUGCGGGCCCUGCUGGGCUAGAUGGAGAAUGCAUCUCACCUCCAACUUAUCAAGGGUACCCGUAUAUAACAGCACGAUCAGCAGCGGAGCCGUCUAAGAUACCCAUCGGAACAGACUGGUGUGUUACGGUGGCCGAUAUUGACCGCAACGGUCGUCCUAUACCUGUUGAUGCCGGGCCCGCUGGAGCAGACGGCGAGUGUAGUGUUCCCCCAACUUAUAGCGGUAUACCUGUGAUUACUACUUUGACUAUCGACUCGAAGGCGCCUGAGCCAUCGAAAGAGCUGCUGCCGAUGUCUCAGGCUAUGGACCUUGCUUCACCUUCCAGUGUUCAAGUGUUAGCAGGCACUGUUGCGUCUUCAGCAAGCGCUGUUACUCCAUUACCUAGUAAGUCGCUUAGCUGA
Alternaria arborescens is the source of this 1665-nucleotide messenger RNA. RefSeq lists its product as hypothetical. Gene Ontology annotation, molecular function: 1,3-beta-glucanosyltransferase activity; glucan endo-1,3-beta-D-glucosidase activity. Gene Ontology annotation, cellular component: cell surface; fungal-type cell wall; extracellular region. The coding region runs from base 1 to 1665 and encodes 554 amino acids. Gene Ontology annotation, biological process: cell wall organization. The transcript has 2 exons. Lineage: Eukaryota; Fungi; Ascomycota; Dothideomycetes; Pleosporales; Pleosporaceae. The record is from RefSeq and is a predicted model, not a curated record.